CAUAUCUGCAGCAGACAGACAAACACUGAUUUGAUCUUACUCUUGUUGAACUGAGGCCCAUCUCCAAUCACAGCAUGACAAGCUACACUGAUAAAGGGGAGAAGCCCGAAAGGGGAAAAUUUGUCAAGUUUCAUCAUAUCACCUUCUGGGUGGGCAAUGCGAAACAGGCAGCGUCCUUCUACUGUGACAAGAUGGGUUUCGAGCCUUUGGCCUACAAGGGCUUGGAGACCGGCAGCCGAGAGGUGGUGUCACAUGUCAUCAGGCAAGAUAAGAUCGUAUUUGUGUUGGAAUCUCCGCUCAAUCCUGGAAAUGAAGAGAUGGGACAGCACUUGAUGAAGCACGGAGACGGAGCCAAAGACAUCGCAUUCCAAGUGGAGGACUGUGAUUAUUUAAUUAAGACCGCCAAGGAGCGAGGAGCUGUCAUUGUGAAGGAGCCCUGGGUGGAGCAGGACAACCACGGGAGGGUCAAAUAUGCUGUGGUCCAGACGUAUGGCGAUACAACACACACGUUCAUCGAGUACCUGGGGCCCUACAAAGGCCUUUUUCUGCCUGGCUACAAACAACCACUGUUUAGAGAUCCUCUCCUAGCCAAACUCCCACCGGCAGGUUUGAGAUUCAUUGAUCACAUUGUGGGAAACCAGCCAGAUGAUCAAAUGGUGCCAAUUUCAGACUGGUAUCAGAAGUGUUUGAUGUUCCAUCGGUUCUGGUCCAUAGAUGACAAGCAGAUCCACACAAAGUACAGCGCACUCAGGUCCAUUGUGGUGACCAACUAUGAAGAAACCAUCAAGAUGCCCAUCAAUGAACCUGCUGUGGGAAAUAAAAAGUCACAAAUACAGGGAGAAAAAAAGGCAAAGCUACAUGGCUCAGUGGGAUUCAGGUCAGGACUUGGACUAGACCACUCCAAAGUCUUCAUCCAUUCAAAGGUGGACUUGCUGGUGUGUUUUGGAUCAUUGUCCUGCUGCAGAAGCCAAGUUGCUUUCAGCUUGAGGUCACCAACAUUCUCCUUCAGCACAAUUCAUGCUUCCAUUUAUCACAGCAAGUCUUCCAGGUCCUGAAGACCAUCACACUACCACCACCAUGUUUUACUGUUCACCUUUUGAGCAUUUUCCCAAAGGUGUUGGGGAUCAUCAAGAUGUUUCCUGGCAAAACUGAGACGAGCCUUAAUGUUGUUUUUGUUCAGCAGUGGUUUUGGUCUUAGAACUCGGCCAUGCAGGCCGUUUUUGCCCAGCGUCUUUCUUAUGGUGGAGUCAUGAACACUGACCUUAACUGAGGCAAGUGAGGCCUGCAGUUGUUGGAUGUUGUUGUGGGGUCUUUUGUGACCUCUCGGAUGAGUCGCUGCUGCGCUCUUGGGGUCAUUUUGGUUGGCCGGCCACUCCUGGGAAGGUUCACCACUGUUCCAUGUUUUCACCAUUUGUGGAUAAUGGCUCUCACUGUGGUUGGCUGGAGUCCCAAAGCUUUAGAAAUGACUUUAUAACCUUUUCCACACUUAUAGAUCUCAAUUAUUUGACUAUUUUUCAUUGAAAAAGUGCAUUUUGUGUUGAGUUGUGUUGUCAUUGACUAAUAUUUAUUUAUUUGUUUGAUGAUCUGAAACAUUGAAGUUGACAAACAUGCAAAACAAAUAAGACAUCAGGAGGGGGCCAACACUGCGCAUGUAUUGUCUGUACUUGCCAAUGUGGAGUACGGUGGGUCCAUGCGUGGUAUGUGUCGUGUGC
Molecule: messenger RNA, 1712 nt
Organism: Dunckerocampus dactyliophorus (ringed pipefish)
Lineage: Eukaryota; Metazoa; Chordata; Actinopteri; Syngnathiformes; Syngnathidae
Gene: hpda
Product: 4-hydroxyphenylpyruvate dioxygenase a
Exons: 11
Coding region: 75-1055 (326 amino acids)
Biological process (GO): L-tyrosine catabolic process
Cellular component (GO): endoplasmic reticulum membrane; Golgi membrane
Molecular function (GO): lactoylglutathione lyase activity; metal ion binding; 4-hydroxyphenylpyruvate dioxygenase activity
Source: RefSeq, a predicted model, not a curated record